UCCUCCUCCUCCUCCUCCUAACUUCUCCUCGACGCGCAGCUCGCCUCAGUUUGUUUUGGACUGCAUACGGAGAACAUGUCUUUCCUGCACGGAGCUUUUCUACCCAUCUUCCUCCAUGUGUGCCUGCUCAGCUGGAGCGUUUGGGCCAAAGUGGAGCUGACUAUGGAUGAGAGCGCUGAGGUGUACCUGGGCGACGUGGCUGAGAUCCCCUGCCAGUACAGCUUCACCGACGCCAAAAACGAGCCCAGCUUCGUCAUGAUCCAGUGGUUUGUGAGAGCCGUGGAAAACACCUCGCGGAUGCGGAUCUUCUACAGUGAUGACAGCCAGCAGAUGGUCGACAACAACACGGACUACAGCGGCCGCAUCGAGGUGACUUCAGACCAGCAGGGAAGUCGACUCAUAAUCCAGGACGUCCAGCUCAACGACGAACGGGAAUUCUUCUGCCAGGUGAACGGACUCGCUGCCGGGAACGCCGAGGGCAAGACCCACCUCCGAGUGUUUGCUCCUCCGCAGGCUCCGGUCAUCGAGGGCGUAACUUCUGGAAUAUCCGUGACCAAUGAGAUGCCGUCUAAGGUUGCGUCAUGUGAAGCUCGAAACGGGUUCCCUAAACCCAACAUCACCUGGUACAGGAAUGGCAUGCCGCUGAUGUCUGCACCUGGACAUGUGAACAUGUUGACUCUGGUCACCAGAGAGUCCAGCGGUUUCUCCUCGGUCCAGAGCACUCUGGAGUACAAGGUGGUGAAGGAGGACAAAGACGCUCGUUUCUCCUGUGAGGUCAGCUUCUUCGUCCCGGGAGCCAUCAGGACGACCGAGUCGCACAGCGUCAACAUCACCGUUCACUACCCCACCACCAUGGCGGAGCUGUGGAAGGAGUCGCCCCAGGGCCUGGUCAAAGAGGGGGACACCGUGGAGCUGCGUUGCCAGGGAGACGGCAACCCCCCGCCGCCCUUCGUCUUCAACAGAGAACAAGAGCUGGAUGUGGAGUUGGAGAGUAGCGGCGACGUCUUGAUUCUGUCGUCGGUGACUCGUAAAGACAGCGGCAUCUACCAGUGUCGGCCUCUGGACGCCACCGACUCCAGCGACGUCAAAGGAGAGAUGCAGCUCACUGUGCACUACUUGGAUCCGGCUGUUGUGGUCCCCAAAGACUCCGAGGUCAUGUUCAAAGGAGAAAAUCUGAUGGCGUCCUGCAACGCUCUGUCCUCCCUCAAAACAACCACCGUCUGGUACAAGGAUGGGAAGCAGGUGGGUCGGGGGAACACACUGCCCCUGCGGGACGCCGACUAUGAAACGAGCGGAGAAUACAUCUGUGAGGUGACCGUUCCCUCGCUGCCGGCCCUGCACACCAGAGGCUCCGUCCACAUCAUCGUCCAGGGUGGUCCUCAGCUGGUGGGUCCGGAGCAGGAGGUGCAGCUGGAGGAGGCGGCCGGCCGGAUGGUGAACCUGAGCUGUGAGGCUCAGGGACAUCCGCUGCCCAGCAUCUCCUGGAACAUCAUCGGCAGCCAGAACUGGGUGGAAGUGUUGAACAAGGCCAACGAGCACAUGGCUCACAGCGUGGUGUCGGUCAAAGUCACCUCGGACGUCAGCGCUCAGUGCAACGCCUCCAACAACAUGGGCACCGAGGUGAAGGCCUUCAGCAUCAAAGCCAUUCCCAGGGUCACCACGACCGCUCCCUUCUCUCCGGCGGAGGGCAGCGGGGUGAUCAUAGUGGUGAUCAUACUGAGUCUCCUGCUGCUGGCCUUCCUCGGCAGCGUCAUCUACUUCCUGCACAAGAAGGGGAAGAUUCCCUGCGGACGCUCCGGCAAGCAGGAGAUCACCAAAGAGAAGAGCACCAAAGACGACAUUGUUGUGGAGAUGAAGACCAACACAAAGAACGAGGAAGCCGUCCUCCUGAAGGCCGUCAACGGAGACAAAAAGGGCCCCAACGACCAGUAAAUCCUCGACGGUUCAGGAAACAUGAAGCCGGCGGUCGGUGAGAGUCGCUGAUCUGAGAGCUGCUGGGCGACGCCACCUCACCGUCUGGACAUUCCCCCAUCAUGCUUUGUUCUGAGCAGUAUUCAGUAGAUUCACGCAAACACACACACACACACACACACACACACACACACACACACACACACCGGUAUGUAUGUACAGAACUUCCUUUUCAAACGAAUGUUUUUCUUUUUCUACUUUUUCCUCCAACUGUGUUCAGCUCUUGUUCGGUGUGUAUGAUGAUGCCUCCUACGUGCAUCAUCGUUUUGUUUUUCUUUUUUUCUUAAUGAAAGUGUAUAUAUUAUAUAUAUUUUGUUAUUUAAGAUAUUUUGGCACUCGGGUGUUCACUGUGUCUGGUUGUGUGCUCGUUGAUCCGUGUCGCUGAGUUUCUGGGAGGAGGUUUCAACAUCAGCGCGUGAAAUUGGGCUUUGAAAUUGGCAAAACAAAGACGAUACAAAUUGAAGUUUUGUCCUCCGGAGUCGGGGAUGCGGAGCGGUAAUUAUCCUGUAGAACACACUCACACACUGGCGGCUUUUCUCCUGCAAACUGCUGUGGAGUUCUUGUACUGUUUGUAAAUACGUGUCGUGUACAGACCUGCGAGCCUCGACUGCCACUGAAAAGGUCGAAGGUUUAGUCAUCUGCUGUGCCUGUUUUUGGUUUUUUUUCAGAAUACACUGAAUUUGUUUCAUCUGUCGGUUUGCUCCAUGUUUUUUCUUUGUGUUUCCACUGAGAGCUGGUGGCCUGAAGAGGAAGAAGAAGUGAACCGGUGCAGGUUUGACUCGUUUACACAUCAGAGACAGUGCAGGAUGCAGAUUUUUUAGGUUUAUUUCCAUUUUGGCUUGAAAAAUCAGCUUGUAAAGACCAUGGAUUUUUCAGCAAAAUUUAACAUAAUAAAACUAAUUUCUAUCAAAAACACAACACAAAAGUGAUAAAUUUUCCUCAUUUGUAGGAUGAAAACCAGAAUGUAUCCAUUUAAUAUCUGCUAACAUCUUAAAUUUUUUACUUGUUUGAUGCAAAAAAAAAAGUAGAAAAUGGGUUAAAAGUCUUUUAUUUUGAAAAGUAGAUUUUUUUUUUCAAGUCUAGCUGAGUAAAAUAGUCGUAAAGGUUCUUGCAAUACCUUCAGAUUAGCAGAAAGUGCUUUUAAACGACCUCGUGUGUUUUCUAUUUCACUGAAGUGACUCAGAUCUGACUGUGAUCGUUGAUCUGACAGUAAAUCUGCCUCAUCUGCACACAAACACUGAUUCUCCUCUGAAGGCCGGCGUUGUGAAUAUUUCUCUCUGUGUACUGUGUUUUUUUUUUGUGAUAAAGAUAUUUUUGGGUUGCUGAGCGCUACUUUGCCCCGAUGACUUGCAGCAUUAACUGGUUCUGUUUUUAUUCUUUUUGUUGUUUCUCCACUGAGUUGCAGAUAAAUCGGCUUCAGGACGUCUUCAGUCUGACGACCAAGACUUUAGUUUUAACGCAACUUUGACUAUGAUGAUUCUGAUUUUAUUUUUUUUCACCAGUGGGGAACUUUUUUUUUUCUAAAUGUGUGUAAAAUAAGAACCUGUACAUGUGAUUCUUUGAUGCUUGCGUUUGUUUUUUUAAAUAUUUUUUGCAAAGAAAAUAAUGCCAAAUAAAAAAGAUUUCAUUUAAAAGCUUC
This is a messenger RNA of Amphiprion ocellaris (clown anemonefish), 3610 nucleotides long. RefSeq names its product melanoma cell adhesion molecule a (gene mcama). The record is from RefSeq and is a predicted model, not a curated record. The coding region runs from base 76 to 1932 and encodes 618 amino acids. Lineage: Eukaryota; Metazoa; Chordata; Actinopteri; Pomacentridae. Gene Ontology annotation, cellular component: plasma membrane. The transcript is spliced from 16 exons. Gene Ontology annotation, biological process: angiogenesis.